AUGUCACUGCUACCAAUAAACAGUUUAUCCGGUUCAUUGCCUGUAUUAUUUAUUGAGGCACGUCUUCAGGGACCACCUGAAAUUAUAUUCUCUCAAAUGGGUAUUUCAUUUGAUGCUGAUAAAUGCAAUAUUGCUCUACUCAUGCGUACAAGUGGUGUAUUACUGGUUGCUUCAGUUGGUUCAUAUAUGAUGUAUCGAGUUUGUGCACGAUUGCUUGGAAGGAAUUUUAUUUGGACAAUUCUGGAACAAGCACGUUUUGAUUUACUUGCACGUGACGAGAAAUAUUUGCUAAAUUCGCGAAUGUCAUAUGUGGUCACCGACGAAUAUAAUAGCUGUUGCUCAGUGGAAUUAGCAGAUGAUGAACGAAAUGAUUGGGACAGUCGUAAUCUUUCAAC
This is a messenger RNA of Acanthocheilonema viteae, 395 nucleotides long. Lineage: Eukaryota; Metazoa; Nematoda; Chromadorea; Rhabditida; Onchocercidae. The record is from the annotation of a GenBank genome assembly.